AUGUCCACUAACGAGACGCCGAGCUUAAGCGCCCAAGCAACGCUCAGUUCGGACGACGCGCUUCCCACUACUGCUCAGCUGUCCGCCGCGAAUUCGGCCUACGUGUUGGACAGCCACAACCAUCGGAUCGAUUUCACCACCCUCCUCGAUCGAGCCAAGACAAACAAGCUUGGCUUGGUACUCGUCUUUACGCGCCACUUUCACUGUGGCAUGUGCAAGGAGUUCGUAAAAGCCCUCGCACGAUCAAGCGUCCUCACUGACACAUCGCGAGUCUCACUUGUCGUCGUAGGUCCAGGUCAAGCAGCAGGUCUGGAGCAUUACAAGGACCAAGUCGACCGUCCACCAUUCGAGUUUUACGCUGAUCCGGAAUUGACGCUGUACCACGCACUUGGAGUGACUCGCAGAAGUCUGAACCAGGGUGACGCCUCCAAGGACCACAUCGGAUCGCAUCACCAGCAAAGCAUCACACAAACGUUCCUAAGUAGCGUGACCGAGAUCAUCAAGUCGGGAUCACUGGCACUGAAAGGAGGAGAUUUCAAGCAGCUCGGUGGCGAAUUUGUUUGGACUGCAGAGGGGAAGCCGGUCCUGGCUCAUCGUAUGCGACAUACCCGAGAUCACAGCGAGAUGAGCUGCACAGACAGUGUCACCGCAACGACACUACCCAAUCCGGGGAUUGCAGGAUCCAACCUGCUGCCAGGUAAGGUUGUCGCUAUCACCGGCGCGUCGCGUGGUAUUGGACGUGCCUGUGCGCUGGCCUGCGCUGCACACGGAGCUAGAGGUGUUAUCGUGCACUACUUUGGCGACGCCACCACGACGACUGAGGCACAAUCGCUACAAAUCGAGUUGGCACAGCUUGGUGCGAAUGCGGUGCUCGUCGCUGGUGACAUCGCCGACGCAGCUGUUGGACAGAGCAUCGCCGAUGCAGCCGAAACCGAGUUCGGUCGACUGGACGUCUUCGUCUCCAACGCUGGCAUCUGCCCGUUUAUGGGCUUCCUCGAGAUGCAAGCUUCAACAUGGCGUAAAGUGCAAGAUGUCAAUCUGAACGGUGCCUUUUUCGCCACUCAGGCCGCUGCCCGUCUCAUGGCUCGUCAAACUCCGCAGGGCGGCUCGAUCAUCGCGAUCGCCUCCAUCUCGGCUCUGGUCGGAGGAGAAUUCCAGAGCCACUAUACACCGACCAAGGCGGGUUUGAAGAGCAUGAUGGACUCGGCUGCGAUUGGAUUGGGUCCGCUAGGCAUUCGAUGCAACAGCGUUCUUCCGGGCACAAUCGAGACGGCCAUCAACCAGGAUGAUCUCAAAGAUACACGCAAGCGAGCAAGAAUGAUGGAUCGACAUCCGUUGAAAAGGCUGGGGACUCCAGAUGAUAUUGCUGGACCUGUGGUGUUUUUGGCCUCGGAUCUGGCCAAGUUCAUGACCGGUAGCUCGGUGUUGGUGGAUGGAGGGUGCUUUGUCAAUCUUCAGUAG
Molecule: messenger RNA, 1461 nt
Organism: Mycosarcoma maydis (corn smut)
Lineage: Eukaryota; Fungi; Basidiomycota; Ustilaginomycetes; Ustilaginales
Exons: 2
Coding region: 1-1461 (486 amino acids)
Molecular function (GO): oxidoreductase activity, acting on the CH-OH group of donors, NAD or NADP as acceptor
Source: RefSeq, a predicted model, not a curated record